Sceloporus undulatus (fence lizard) is the source of this 2898-nucleotide messenger RNA. It is a transcript of the gene NEK8, whose product is annotated as NIMA related kinase 8. Gene Ontology annotation, molecular function: protein kinase activity; ATP binding. The transcript has 15 exons. The coding region runs from base 296 to 2392 and encodes 698 amino acids. Lineage: Eukaryota; Metazoa; Chordata; Lepidosauria; Squamata; Phrynosomatidae. The record is from RefSeq and is a predicted model, not a curated record. Gene Ontology annotation, biological process: protein phosphorylation.
GCCUCGGGGAGGCUGCCUGGCUGCUAAGGAGUAGGGCGGGGUUUGUGGCGUCACUCUCCACGCCCACCGCUCGUGACGUCACGGUGCCCUCAUCAUCAUCGUUGUUGUUGCUGUAGUCUUCUAUAAUAAUAAAGUCCGCACUGCAAAAAAAAAAAAAAACCACCCAAGGCGUCAGAGGCCAGACUUCUUUGGCCUUCCUCGGCCGCCGUAGCCGCCCUCUUCUUCCCGGAAGUGUCUCCAUAGCGACUGGAGACUUCGUGGCAGGCUGCGGCCUAGUAGAGGAGAGAGAGACCUGAUGGAGAAAUACGAGCGGAUCCGAGUGGUUGGGAGGGGGGCCUUUGGGAUCGUCCACCUUUGCCUGCGCAAAAUGGACCAGAAGCUGGUCAUCCUGAAGCAGAUCCCGGUGGACCAGAUGACCAAAGACGAGCGCCUGGCCGCCCAGAACGAGUGCCAGGUGCUGAAGCUGCUCCACCAUCCUCACGUCAUCCAAUACUACGAGAACUUCCUGGAAGACAAAGCCCUCAUGAUUGCCAUGGAGUAUGCCCCAGGUGGCACAUUGGCAGAGUUCAUCCAUAAACGUGGGAACUCCCUCCUGGACGAGGAGAUGAUCCUCCACUUCUUUGUCCAGAUCUUGCUGGCCCUGCACCAUGUUCACACUAAACAGAUCCUCCACCGGGACCUCAAGACACAGAACAUCCUCCUGGACAAGCACCACAUGAUUGUGAAGAUUGGCGAUUUUGGCAUCUCCAAGAUCCUCAGCAGCAAGAGCAAAGCUUACACGGUGGUGGGCACUCCAUGUUACAUUUCCCCGGAGCUCUGUGAAGGCAAACCCUACAACCAGAAGAGCGACAUUUGGGCCCUGGGCUGCGUCCUGUACGAACUCGCCAGCCUGAAGAGGGCAUUUGAGGCUGCGAACCUCCCAGCAUUAGUGCUGAAGAUCAUGAGUGGGACCUUUGCUCCCAUCUCGGACCGCUACAGCCCUGAGCUGCGCCAGCUCAUACUCAGCCUCCUCAACCUGGACCCCUCCAAGCGGCCUCAGCUGAACGAGAUCAUGGCUGAUGCCAUCUGCGCCCGUCCUCUCCUCAACCUCUACACUGACGUGGGCAGCGUCAGGAUGAGAAGACCUGAGAAACCAUUAGCCACAGUUCCACCAGUGUCCCACAGCAGGACUGGCGCAGGAGGGGUCACUUCUCGAGCCCGUGGCUCCAGAGCUGGCUCUGCCCGGCCCGGCCUCCCGCCCGCCCUGUCUUCCAUCUACACCUGGGGGGGAGGCAUCACCACCCCACUGCGUCUGCCCAUGCUGAACACAGAGGUGGUGCAGGUUUCCACCGGCAGGACCCAGAAGGCCGGCGUCACCAAAUCCGGGCGCCUGAUCAUGUGGGAGCCUCCCCCAGUAGGCCUGACUGGGGGCCCGUCCCUCCCAGGGGCCACUGAGCAGCUUCAGCCCCAGUUUGUGUGCCGGUUUCUGGAGGGCCAGUCGGGGGUGACCAUCAAGCAUGUCGCCUGCGGAGACCUCUUCACCACAUGCUUGACAGACCGAGGGAUUGUCUUGACUUUUGGAAGCGGCAGCAGCGGUUGCUUAGGGCACGAGACGCUGGUGGAUGUGAGCCAGCCCAAGAUAGUGGAGGCCUUGCUGGGCUAUGAAAUCAUGCAAGUGGCCUGUGGUGCUUCGCAUGUCUUGGCCGUUUCCAAUGAAGGAGAAGUCUUUGCCUGGGGCAGAGGGGACAAUGGGCGCCUUGGUUUGGGGACGCAGGAUUCCCCUAGCACCCCCCAGCAGGUGUCUAUCCCUGCUGACCAUGAAGCCCAGAAGGUCCUCUGCGGCAUCGAUGCCUCCAUGAUCCUGACCGCCAGGAACCAGAUUCUGGCCUGUGGGAGCAACAGGUAUAACAAGCUGGGUCUGGACAGGAUCCCAGCCCAAGGAGAGUCCCUGCCCACAGAGCAGGUGGAGGAGGCUCUGCUUUUCAGCCCCAUCCGCUCGGCCCCUUUGAGCGAAGAGGGCAUUGUGUGGGCAGACAUUGGGACGGCCCAUUCUGCAGUGGUCACAGCCUCGGGCCAGUGCUACACUAUUGGCAGCAACCAGCAUGGCCAAUUGGGCCCCAUCCCGUGCCGUGCCAGCCGGGCUCCGUACCUGGUGGAGGGUCUCCAGGCCAUCAGGGUCGCCAUGGUGGGCUGUGGUGAUGCCUUCACUGUUGUUGUCGGAGCAGAUGGUGAUGUUUGGACGUGGGGCAAAAGCGCCCGGGGCCGCCUGGGACGGAAGGACGAGGAAACACGGAGCCCACGGCUGGUGCAUCUGGGAGAAACACACCCCAUCCAGGUGGCCUCCGUCUCCUGCUGCCAUGGAAGCACCCUCCUGGCUGUGAAACCCGCAGUGGAGGAGCCCAGUUCACAGUGAAGGAAUCGGCUAGUUGGGGCAAGGAAGACGGGGCUGUAGAGGCCUAUGAGCCAGGAGGCCAUUUGGGAUCUUCCGCUCUGGAAGGAACACAACUGGGCCAAAAACUGGUUGGCACGAUCCAGUCAGUCUCCUUAGGUGAGGACCGUCCUUUGGCCUCUUCUCAUCUGGGGACAAGGGUCAGUUCUGGAUUGCUUCUGAAGAGGGAGUCAGUGGCCAAGCUUUGACUGCCCUGCAGCCAUUUUGCCCAGAGAGAGAACAAGAGAUAGCAACGCAUGCUGGGAAGCGGCUCUCUCUUGCAAUGGCAAAAGGAUUUUUUUCUCUCUUGCUGUCUAAAGCGUGACUUUCGGGGGGGGGGGAGCCGCGGGGCAACGUGGGUUUAUUUUUGCCAUCCUCUCUGGCUGACUCAGACGGAGCUGCGUAGGCUUUCGCACUCCCCUUCGGAGAGAACCAUGGCCCAAACCCAGCCACCCCCAGGCGCUUCCCGGCGUGACUCAGUGCCAGCCUUU